UUACGCCACCACAACACGCCCCAAAGCUCCAAAAAUUCGCCAGUUUGCCAAUAACUGCAGCCGCUUUCGUUUGACCCCAAAUUUGUGAGGUCUUUCGAGGCAUGGCGCCUGCAGCGCGCGAGUGGCCGGAACUGGCCGCCCGCGGGGGCACCUGGCCAGGGGACCACCCACAGGACCGCGCCAUGAACAUUCUACACGACAACAGGAACCUGCUGGAACACGCGAAAGCCCACUCGAAGAGCAUCGCGACGCCCGUCCGGGACCAUCUGACCCACGUCGGCGCCUUCCUCGCCGAACUGCUGAAGCACCCUCCCGGCGCCGACUGGUGGGCGUCGCACGAGGCCCUCCACCGCGAGGUGCGAGAUCUACGCGCCAACAUGAACCAGCACUUCAAGACCCUCGAGAUCUCGACCAAGGGCCUGCCCUCGAUCACGUCCUGGGCGGCCGCGGCCCGAAAGGCCCCUCCCCCGACCUCCGCAUCGAUCUCCCACGCGACGAACAGCACCGAGCCUGCAAGCCCCCCCGAGCUCCGCGACGCCGACAAGGUGAUCGUGAAGCUCGGGUCUCCGGCCAUGGUCAAACGCUACCGCGGCUACAAGCCGGAGAGGAUCCUACACGACACGGAGCAGGCGCGGCGCCGGCUGGCGAUGGCCGAGGGCUCCCUCCCUCUGGCGGGCGUAAAAUUCUGCGCGGCGCGGCAACUCAUGUCAGGUGACUUGAGCCUCACCCUACGGUCCGCUGCGGAGGCGGAGGUGGCCCGCCGCCACCCCGCGUGGGCCAAAGCCCUUGACCGGGACGCGGUGAUCCGCCGGCCCACGUACGGGGUGGUCGUCCACGGCGUCCCCAGGGGCUCUGCGGACCUCGCCCACGACCAGGAGGUGAUCAUCGACCGACUGGUGACGCAGAACAGCCACUGCUGGGGAGAGAAGGCCGAGAUCGACCGGGUCAACUGGCUCGCGGGUGAACCCACGAGGACCAGGGGGAGAGCGACAGGGCUGAGGUAACCUCUGCCGCAAGCCAGUUGGCAAGCGAGCUGGCCUACGAAGCAACCGGUCAAUCUGAGUUGAGCUCGCUCACCGAGGUGUCAACCGCGGGCGCCAGCGGUGAGGGCUACCACGCAGCCCAUCUGCUAAAGCAGUUCCGCCAACCGGCCAAGCCUAACCGACUGGCCAGACGAAUCACCCGAUCCAUGUCGGCAAGCGAAACCAACCUUACUAACCGGUCUGAUCCUUCGAGGAUCUCCCUGGUUCUCACCACCACCGAGCAAGCAACCAGCGAACGCG
This is a messenger RNA of Aspergillus homomorphus CBS 101889, 1283 nucleotides long. RefSeq lists its product as uncharacterized. The record is from RefSeq and is a predicted model, not a curated record. Bases 102 to 1004 code for a protein of 300 amino acids. NCBI's taxonomy places the organism in Eukaryota, Fungi, Ascomycota, Eurotiomycetes, Eurotiales, Aspergillaceae. The transcript has 2 exons.